This is a messenger RNA of Puntigrus tetrazona (Sumatra barb), 1947 nucleotides long. RefSeq names its product lamin L3 (gene lmnl3). Lineage: Eukaryota; Metazoa; Chordata; Actinopteri; Cypriniformes; Cyprinidae. The record is from RefSeq and is a predicted model, not a curated record. The transcript is spliced from 8 exons. The coding region runs from base 144 to 1661 and encodes 505 amino acids.
GUGACGUCACGGCGCAGCUGACAGCGAUGAAGCGCAAUUGAGUCUCCUCGCGCGAGCCGACACACGCACGCACGCACGCGACGCGCUUAACUCGCCCGACUCGUCGCGCUCGCGCUCCUCUCCGCCGGUUAAAGCGACGGGCCAUGAUCACCUCCACGCCGACGGAGAGCCGCGCCUCCGCCGCGCGCUCCUCCAGGCGCAGCGGCGCGUCUCCGUGCGGCGCCAGCCCCACGCGCCUGACGCGUCUGCAGGAGAAGGAGGACCUGCGGCGGCUCAACGACCGCCUGGCGAACUACAUCGAGCGGGUGCGGCAGCUGGAGAGCGACAAGGGCGCCAUGCAGCUGCUGCUGGAGGAGAAGGAGGAGCACGCGCGCCGGGAGGUCGGGAGCGUGCGCCGCCUCUACGAGACCGAGCUCGCGGACGCGCGCAAGUCGCUGGACGCCACCGCGAACGAGCGCGCGAGGCUCCAGAUCGAGCUGACGCGGCUGACGGAGGAGCACCGGAAACUCUGCGCCAGGAACAGUAAGAAGGAGAGUGAUCUGAGCACGGCGGUGGGUCACUGGAGGAGUCUGGAAGCCGCUCUCAACUCCAAGGAAGCAGACUACACCAACUUACUGGCCACCAACCGGCGGCUGGAGAAUGAGCUUUCUGAGAUCCAGAGUCAAGCGGCCAAUCUGGAGUCUGCGCUCCAGAGCGUGAAGACGCAGCUGAACUCUGAGAUGCUGCGGCGCGUGGACGCUGAGAACCAGCUGCAGACGCUUCAGGAGCAGCUGGACUUCCAGAAGCACCUCGGCGAUCAGGAGCUGCGAGAGAUGCGCAGUCGUCACGAGAGCCGUCUGCUGGAGCUGGACAGCGGCAGACAGAAGGAGUUCGAGGGGAAGCUCGCCGAAGCCAUGAAGCAGCUCCGGCAGGAACACGAGGCUCAGAUCCAGCAGUACAAAGAUGAGCUGGAGAAGACCUUCGCUGCCAAGCUGGAGAACGCCAAGCAGACGGCGGUGAAGAACAGCGACUUCGCGUCUUCCACCAGAGAAGAGCUGGCGGGAACCAAACUCAGGCUGGAGUCCCAGUCCCUUCAGAUCCACAACCUGCAGAAACAGAAUGUGUCUCUGGAGGCCCGUGUUCAGGAGCUGGAGCAGAUGCUGGACCGCGAGCGGCAGAUGAACCAGCAGCGUCUCUCUCAGAAGGAGCAGGAGAUGGCCGACAUGAGGCAGCAGAUGCAGGAGCAGCUGGAGGAGUACCAGAACCUGCUGGACGUCAAGCUCAUGCUGGACAUGGAGAUCAACGCCUACCGCAAGAUGCUGGAGGGAGAGGAGAAGCGGCUGAAUCUGUCGCCGAGUCCGGGCCAGCAGGCGGCGCUCUCUCGAACUCACGCCGAGCCCGUCAGAAAACACUGGGCCAAGAAGCGCAAGCAUGAGGGCACGAGUUCAGGACUGUCCCCCAGCUACAAGCUUUCCCAGCAUUCCUCUUCACGCGGGAGCGUGUCCAUCGACGAGAUCGAUCUGGACGGACGCUACAUCACGCUCAAGAACAACUCCGACAAGGAUCAGUCUCUGGGCGACUGGGUGCUGAGGAAGCGUGAAGCCGAGACUCCUGAGGUUGUCUUCCAGAUCCCAUCUCCAUGUGUGCUAAAUGCGGGUCAGACGUUGACGGUAAGCACGUGAGAUCAGGGCGACUGUGCCGCGGUGAGAUCAGGGUGACUGUUCCCAGGGCGACUGUGCCGUGGUGAGAUCAGGGCGACUGUUCCCAGGGCGACUGUGCCGCGGUGAGAUCAGGGCGACUGUUCUCAGGGCGACUGUGCCGUGGUGAGAUCAGGGUGACUGUGCCGUGGUGAGAUCAGGGCGACUGUGCCGUGGUGAGAUCAGGGUGACUGUUCCCAGGGCGACUGUGCCGCGGUGAGAUCAGGGUGACUGUUCCCAGGGCGACUGUGCCGCGGUGAGAUCAGGGCGA